Molecule: messenger RNA, 2077 nt
Organism: Beta vulgaris subsp. vulgaris (sugar beet)
Lineage: Eukaryota; Viridiplantae; Streptophyta; Magnoliopsida; Caryophyllales; Amaranthaceae
Product: protein DETOXIFICATION 27
Exons: 8
Coding region: 133-1674 (513 amino acids)
Biological process (GO): xenobiotic detoxification by transmembrane export across the plasma membrane
Cellular component (GO): membrane
Molecular function (GO): antiporter activity; xenobiotic transmembrane transporter activity
Source: RefSeq, a predicted model, not a curated record
GCAGUUUCUGCAACAUUGCAGAAUUAUAUAUUACGCACGUUUUAGUUUUGUUCUCUCUAAUUAUCUUCCUUCCACAACCUUCCUCCUCUCUCUUCCCUUGAAGAUAAGCAAUUUUGUAAGAUCAUAAAAGUUAUGUCUAGUGACACUAGUUCCAAGAAAUUGGAAAACCAAAAGGUUCCAUUGUUGGAGAGCUACAAUCAUUCAGAUAAUGGAGCUCCUCCAUCAACAAAGCAGUUGUUGCAAGAUAGAUACAUUACUAAUUAUGGAGAUCGAAAUGGUGAUGGUUUUGUUGAACAUACUACUCUUGUUAAAAGAGUAUGGGCUGAAUCCAACAAGUUAUGGCAUGUCGUCGGCCCAUCUAUCAUUAGCCGAGUUGCUUCCUACAGUUUGUUGAUUGCAACCCAAGCAUUCGCCGGUCAUCUUGGUGACCUUGAGCUUGCUGCCAUGUCCAUCAGUUGCAAUAUCGUUGUUGGCUUUGAUUUUGGUCUCAUGUUAGGAAUGGCGAGUGCUUUGGAGACACUAUGUGGGCAAGCAUAUGGAGCAAAGAAAUACCACAUGUUGGGAAUUUACAUGCAAAGGUCAUGGAUUGUAUUAUUCAUAUGUUGCAUCCUACUUUUACCCUUGUAUAUAUUUGCCUCUCCUCUAAUGAAGCUCCUAGGCCAAGCAGAUGAUGUCGCCGAGUUAGCUGGCACGGCGGCUCUUUGGAUGCUGCCGGUUCAUUUCAGCUUUGCCUUUCAGUUCCCACUACAAAGGUUCCUGCAAUGCCAGCUCAAGGCUGGUGUCGUGGCAUGUGUCUCAGUCAUAGCGCUGGUGGUGCACUUAACCGUGGCCUGGUUGUUGGUUUCCGUGCUUAAGUUCGGAAUCAUCGGAGUUGCCAUCACGCAGAACUGUGGAUGGUGGGUGUUGGUAUUAGGAAUGUAUGGUUAUACUGCUUUUGGUGGAUGUCCACUUACUUGGAAUGGUUUAUCCAUUGAGGCCUUUUCUGGUCUUUGGGAGUUUUUCAAAUUAUCUGCCGCUUCAGGAGUCAUGCUUUGCUUGGAAAACUGGUACUACAAAAUACUGAUACUUCUGACUGGAAAUAUGAAGAAUGCACAGAUCGCCCUAGAUGCUGUUUCCAUAUGCAUGAACAUCAACGGAUGGGAGAUGAUGAUACCUUUAGCUUUCUUUGUUGGUGCUGGAGUUAGGGUAGCAAAUGAGCUCGGAGCAGGAAAUGGAAGAGGAGCCAAAUUCGCAACCACUGUAGCAGUCAUGACAUCCAUAAUAAUUGGGAUAUUCUUCUGGAUACUGGUUUUGAUGUUUCACGACAGAUUAGCUUUUAUUUUUUCGACCAGUCAACUAGUUGUUGGAGAGGUUAACAAACUUUCAGUACUUCUGGCCUUCUCGAUUCUCCUUAACAGUGUCCAACCUGUUCUCUCCGGUGUUGCAGUGGGAUCAGGGUGGCAAAGCACUGUGGCUUACAUUAAUCUCGGAUGCUACUAUUUACUCGGUCUACCUCUUGGCUUUCUGAUGGGCUGGAAAUUUAAUCAAGGUGUUAUGGGCAUUUGGGCAGGAAUGAUUUUUGGCGGUACUGCAGUUCAAACAGUAAUAUUAACUAUCAUCACUAUUCGAUCUGAUUGGGACAAAGAGGCACAGAGGGUAAGCAUGCAUGUACAGAAGUGGGCAGAGGGCUUCUAACAAUCAUUUAAAGCCUAAUAUUUGUCCAAAAUAAAAGUGCCUUAAGUUUGGAUCACGGAAUAUGUGAUCAGUUUUUUUUUUUUAUGAAAUACCGCAAUUAGAGCAGUGACCAUAAAAUUAUCAAAUAUUUCUUUAAAUGGAAAAAUUCAUUACCAUAUUUUCAAUUUAGGACUUUUCUUUUUAAUAAUCUUUAGUAUGGAUUAUGUUAAACUGAUCAUUAAAACCUAUUAUCCAUAGUUAGGACUAUUGUAUCUUAUAUGAAUUUAUCAUAUAUUUUUGUAUUGUUCGUAUAUAAGAAGAACACGAAUGAUGUUCUGAUUUGAGAGAAGAAUUCUCAUGAAUAUGAGAAUGAAGAAACUAAAAUUUCAUAAAAUGUUCAGUUUGUCUUACAGAACUAUGAUCU